Messenger RNA from Pediculus humanus corporis (human body louse), 1629 nucleotides. Its product is annotated as 5-aminolevulinate synthase, nonspecific, putative. Gene Ontology annotation, molecular function: pyridoxal phosphate binding; 5-aminolevulinate synthase activity. The record is from RefSeq and is a predicted model, not a curated record. NCBI's taxonomy places the organism in Eukaryota, Metazoa, Arthropoda, Insecta, Psocodea, Pediculidae. Gene Ontology annotation, biological process: erythrocyte development; heme biosynthetic process; hemoglobin biosynthetic process. The coding region runs from base 1 to 1629 and encodes 542 amino acids. The transcript has 9 exons. Gene Ontology annotation, cellular component: mitochondrion.
AUGUCUUGUCCAUUUCUUAAUUGUUUUUCAAAAACUUUUGUUAAAAGAUAUGGAACCAUAUUGUCUGCCAAUUUUGAAAAAUAUUGCCCCGUUGUGGGAUCUUAUUACUGCACGUUACCAUCUGAAAAAAAGGUAGAAAAGAAUCCUGUUCAGAAAUGUCCAUUUUUAGCAAACUCAACUCAAUCAAAAAUAAUCAAAGAAGCUAAUGAAGAAUGCCAAGAGGAUUUGAUUUUAAAAAAAAAAGAAAUUUCAAUAAAAUCAAGUUUUGAUUAUGAACAAUUUUUUCAUUCUCAAAUAUUAAAAAAAAAACAAGAUCAUUCCUACAGAGUUUUUAAAAAAGUCAAUCGGUUGGCUCAAAGUUUUCCAUCUGCCCUGGAAUAUACUGGCAAGAAAAAAACUGUGACUGUUUGGUGUUCAAAUGAUUAUUUAGGAAUGUCAAGACAUCCUCAAGUGAUAGCGGCUGUAAAAAAAGCAUUGGAAAACCACGGAACGGGAGCCGGUGGAACGCGUAAUAUAUCGGGAAAUUCUCUUUUUCAUGAAAAUCUUGAAGAAGAAAUUUCUCGAUUGCAUCAAAAAGAAUCUGCACUUUUGUUCACUUCAUGUUUUGUCGCUAAUGAUUCUACAUUAUUUACACUAGCAAAGGCUCUUCCUGGUUGCCAUGUUUUCUCUGACGCAGGUAAUCAUGCUUCCAUGAUUCAAGGUAUUAGAAAUAGUCGAGUACCGAAGCAUAUUUACCGUCAUAACGAUGCUGAUCAUCUAAAUGAAAUGUUGUCUACGGUAGAUCGUGAAAUUCCAAAAAUAGUGGCUUUUGAAACAGUACAUUCCAUGACUGGUGCAGUUUGUCCUUUAAAGAAAUUAUGUGAUGUUUCACAUAAACAUGGUGCUUUGGUUUUUGUUGAUGAAGUCCAUGCGGUUGGUUUAUACGGAGAACAUGGAGCCGGUAUCGGCGAAAGAGACAACCAGCUUAACAAUAUGGAUAUUAUAUCAGGCACAUUAGGAAAAGCAUUUGGAAAUAUAGGAGGUUACAUAGCAGGAUCCAAACAUCUCAUCGAUAUGAUACGCUCCUAUGCGGCAGGAUUUAUAUUUACGACGUCUCUUCCACCGGCAGUAUUAGCGGGAGCUAGAGAAUCGAUUAAAAUUCUUCGAUCAUACGAAGGUGCAGUCCUGAGGGAAAUGCACCAACAAAACGUUAGAUUGUUGAGAAAUAAAUUGCAAGAAGCUGGUCUUCCAUUAGAACACACUCCAUCUCACAUAAUUCCAAUUCGUUUGGGUAAUGCUGAAAAAUGUACUCUCGUAUCGGAUAUUUUACUUCGAGACUACGGUCACUACGUUCAAGCCAUUAAUUAUCCGACCGUACCUGUGGGACAAGAAAAAUUGCGUUUAGCUCCGACACCGUUUCACACAAAACAAAUGAUUGAGAUUUUAGUGAGGGACAUGAUUUCAGUUUUUAAAAAGUUAAACAUUCCAACAUUUUCUAAUAAUAAUAUUUGUCCGAACGAAUGUUCUUAUUGCAAAAAACCUUUGCUAUUUAAAAAGCAAGAAUCGAAAAUAAAUAAUUAUUCUAAUUUAAAUAAUUGUUGCGAAUUACCAAACUGUCCUCAAAUUCAAAAAAUUCCCGCAUCGAUUUAA